AUGGCUCACGCCGGCGCGUCCGACCAUUGGGAGCGCCUGUGGGCGUCCGGCUUGGCCAAAGGCGACAAGUUCGACGUCGGCGGGCCCAGCGCGACGCUCCUCGGCGCUCUCCGCCGGCUAGAUCCCGUCUCCGAGGGUGCGACGGCGCUGGUGCCCGGAGCCGGUCGUGCCUACGAUGCGCUGGCGCUCGCCGCGAGCGGCUUCGCCCGCGUCGUGGCGCUCGAGCUGUCACCCUCAGCCUGUGACGCGGCGAAGCGCGAGAUCGAAGCGUCGGGCCACCCACGUGCGGCGUCAGUUGAGGUCUGUUGCGGCGACUUUUUCCGGCACACGGGAGCCUAUGACCUGGUCUGGGACUGCACCUUUCUCUGUGCGCUCGACCCGUCGGCGGCGGCAGAGAGCGGCGACUUCAGCGCCGCCAUCGAGCACUUCCGGGCCGCGAUCGCCGCCACGCCGACCGCCGCCCGUCCGCGCGACUUGCUGGCGCAGUGCUUGCUCGAGGUGGGCGACGACGCCGGCGCGUGCGAUGCCGCAGCGUGCGCCGUCGCCCUCGCCCCUGCCUGGGCGGCCGCGCGGCUGACGCUCGGCCGCGCCUCGCUCAACGCGGGCCGGUACGCGGACGCCGUCUCACACUUUCGCGUUGCGCUCGAGCCGCGGGAGCAGGGCGUGGCCGCGGCGCUGCGGCUGGCGGCGUCAGACGACGACACUCUCGGCGCCGACGUCGACCAGCUUCGCGAGGACCUGGAGGCGGCGGAGGCGCUGCUGCUCCGGCAGGACGAGAGGAGGCCGGCGGUCGACGGCGUGCCGUGA
This is a messenger RNA of Emiliania huxleyi CCMP1516, 807 nucleotides long. RefSeq lists its product as hypothetical. The transcript is spliced from 3 exons. The record is from RefSeq and is a predicted model, not a curated record. Gene Ontology annotation, molecular function: protein binding; S-adenosylmethionine-dependent methyltransferase activity. Bases 1 to 807 code for a protein of 268 amino acids. Lineage: Eukaryota; Haptophyta; Isochrysidales; Noelaerhabdaceae.